Molecule: messenger RNA, 243 nt
Organism: Varanus komodoensis (Komodo dragon)
Lineage: Eukaryota; Metazoa; Chordata; Lepidosauria; Squamata; Varanidae
Gene: SPTSSB
Product: serine palmitoyltransferase small subunit B
Exons: 1
Coding region: 1-243 (80 amino acids)
Biological process (GO): endoplasmic reticulum organization; ceramide biosynthetic process
Cellular component (GO): serine palmitoyltransferase complex
Molecular function (GO): serine C-palmitoyltransferase activity
Source: RefSeq, a predicted model, not a curated record
AUGGAUCUGAAGCGAAUAAAGGAUUACAUCUACUGGCUGUAUUAUCAGUACCUCCUGGUCACCUGCAGCUAUGUCCUGGAGCCCUGGGAGCAAUCUAUGUUCCACACUAUCACAAUUACCAUUGUUGCCAUGGUAGUCUACACGGCUUACGUCUUCAUCCCCAUUCACAUCCGCUUGGCUUUUGAGUUUUUCUCUCAGAUAUUUGGAAGCCAGCCUGAAAGUACUGUUUCACUCACAAACUGA